AUGCCAGCAGUAACUAACAGUAAAGUAGAUGAAUCAAUUAAUACAGAUAUCAUCACAUUACCAAGAUUUAUAAUAGAAUCUCAAAAGCAGCAUCCAAAAGCUAAGGGAGAUUUCUCUUUGGUUUUAAAUGCAUUACAAUUUGCAUUUAAAUUUAUAUCACAGACAAUAAGAAAAGCUGAAUUAGUUAAUUUAAUUGGUCUCACAGGCGAUAUAAAUUCAACUGGUGAUCAACAAAAGAAAUUAGACGUACUUGGGGAUGAAAUUUUCAUUAAUGCAAUGAAAUCAUCCUCUAUCGUUAAAAUUCUUGUUUCAGAAGAACAAGAAAAUUUAAUCUAUUUCGAUGAAAAUGAGCCUAAGUAUGCGAUCUGUUGCGAUCCAAUUGAUGGUUCUUCAAAUUUAGAUGCGGGUGUCUCGGUAGGUACCAUUGUAUCAAUCUUUAGAUUAUUACCAAAUUCUGAUGGCUCUACAACUGACGUCUUAAGAUGUGGUAAGGAAAUGGUAGGUGCAUGCUACGCAAUGUAUGGUUCCUCGACGCACCUAAUGCUCUGUAUGGGUGAUGAAAUUGAUGGUUUUACGUUGGAUAACAAUUUAGGUGAAUUUAUCCUAACAUAUCCAAAUCUGAAAAUACCAAGCCAUAACCUGAUCUAUUCAAUCAAUGAAGGGAAUUCAUACUAUUGGGAUGACUCAAUUGUAACUUUUGUUCAAAAAUUGAAAACACCAGAUCAAGAAACUGGUGGAAAGCCAUUUUCAUCAAGGUAUAUAGGUUCCAUGGUAGCGGAUAUGCAUAGAACAUUUUUAUAUGGUGGAUUAUUUGCUUAUCCAAGUGAUCGUAAAAAUCCUAAUGGUAAAUUAAGAUUACUUUAUGAGGCAUUCCCCAUGGCAUUCUUAGUCGAACAUGCCGGAGGCAAAGCGGUUAACGACCAAGGUGUACGGAUUUUAGAUCUACAAGCAGAACAUAUUCAUGACAAAUCAUCCAUCUGGAUAGGUUCAGCUGAUGACGUUGACAAAUAUUUGAAACAUAUUGGAAAAUUAUGA
This is a messenger RNA of Kazachstania africana CBS 2517, 1035 nucleotides long. RefSeq names its product fructose 1,6-bisphosphate 1-phosphatase (gene FBP1). Bases 1 to 1035 code for a protein of 344 amino acids. Gene Ontology annotation, biological process: gluconeogenesis; fructose 6-phosphate metabolic process; fructose 1,6-bisphosphate metabolic process. Gene Ontology annotation, molecular function: fructose 1,6-bisphosphate 1-phosphatase activity. The record is from RefSeq and is a predicted model, not a curated record. Gene Ontology annotation, cellular component: cytoplasm; cytosol. NCBI's taxonomy places the organism in Eukaryota, Fungi, Ascomycota, Saccharomycetes, Saccharomycetales, Saccharomycetaceae. The transcript has a single exon.